Molecule: messenger RNA, 1762 nt
Organism: Stegastes partitus (bicolor damselfish)
Lineage: Eukaryota; Metazoa; Chordata; Actinopteri; Pomacentridae
Gene: sox5
Product: SRY-box transcription factor 5
Exons: 11
Coding region: 1-1629 (542 amino acids)
Biological process (GO): regulation of transcription by RNA polymerase II; cell fate commitment; positive regulation of chondrocyte differentiation
Cellular component (GO): nucleus
Molecular function (GO): RNA polymerase II cis-regulatory region sequence-specific DNA binding; DNA-binding transcription factor activity, RNA polymerase II-specific
Source: RefSeq, a predicted model, not a curated record
AUGUCGCCGGGGGUUAUGAUUGCCCGGCAACAGCAGCAGCUUCUGCAGCAGCAACACAAAAUCAACCUCCUGCAGCAACAAAUCCAGCAGGUCCAGGGCCAGCUCCCGCCGCUGAUGAUUCCCGUCUUUCCUCCAGACCAGCGGACUCUGGCGGCGGCUGCAGCCCAGCAGGGCUUCCUAAUGCCCCCUGGCUUCAACUACAAGCCUGGCUGCAGUGACCCCUACCCUCUCCAGCUCAUCCCCACGACGAUGGCCGCCGCCGCCGCCGCCACACCAGGCCUGGGACCCCUCCAGCUCCAGCAGUUGUACGCCGCUCAGCUGGCAGCCAUGCAGGUCUCCCCGGGGGCCAAGCAGCACGGAGGCAGCCUCCCCCCUCAGGCCAACCUGGGCACGCACUCCCCGCCCACCAACACACACCCACAGAGCGACAAGGGCCGCAGCUCCCCGCCACCGAACAAGACCAAGGACAGUGAGGGUGCACAGCCACUGAACCUGUCGGCCAAGCCUAAGGCAUCCGAGAGCAAGUCACCCAACUCCCCCCCAACUUCCCCACAGGUCCCUGCUGCUGCUGCCGCCACCAAGCUGGGCCCCGCCGGCUCCAUGAAGCACAGCGUUGCCCCCUCCAGCAUUGGAGGACCACCGACCAGAGUCAGCUCGAUAGCAGACUUGCUGUCGUCGCUGUCUUCAACAGCCUACCUGAACGACCACGAGGCGGUGACCAAGGCCUUCGCCGAGGCCCGGCAGAUGAAGGAGCAGCUGAAGCGGGAGCAGCAGGUCCUGGACGCCAAGGUGGCCGCCGUCAGCAACCUCAGCCUCAACAACGGCCGCUCGGACAAGGACAAAGCCGCCUUGGAGAGUCUGAGUCAACAGCUGAAGCAGCAGGCGGAGGACAAGUUCAGCCACGCCAUGCUGGACUUCACCAUGAGCGGAGACUCUGAUGGCUCCCCCAGUGUGUCCGACUCCAGAAUAUUCCGCGAGUCUCGGGGUCGGAGCAGCAGCGAGCCGCACAUCAAGCGGCCGAUGAACGCCUUCAUGGUUUGGGCCAAGGACGAGCGGCGGAAGAUCCUCCAGGCCUUCCCCGACAUGCACAACUCCAACAUCAGCAAGAUCCUCGGGUCGCGCUGGAAAGCCAUGACCAACCUGGAGAAGCAGCCGUACUACGAGGAGCAGGCCCGCCUCAGCAAGCAGCACCUGGAGAAGUACCCCGACUACAAGUACAAGCCGCGGCCCAAGCGCACCUGCCUGGUGGACGGCAAGAAGCUGCGCAUCGGCGAGUACAAGGCCAUCAUGAGGUCCCGCAGACAGGAAAUGAGGCAAUACUUCAGUGUGGGCCAGCAGGGCCAGCUGCCCCUGUCCUCCGCCGGCGUGGUUUACCCCGGCGCCCUCUCCAUGGCGGGGAUGCCGUCGCCCCAGAUGCCCUCGGAGCACUCGAGCAUGUCCAGCAGCCCCGAGCCCAACGCCAACCACCACCAGAACCCCCACAUGCCCGGUCUGAAGGGCGACGAGCCACGGAUCAAGGAGGAGGAGCUGCGGUUAGACGACAGCAACGGCGACGUUUACGACGACUUCGACUACGAGGACGAGGAGGCCGACUACGCCAGCGACAACGAGAACCACAUCACCCAAUAGGACGGCGCCCCGACCGGACCCCGCCCUUGAAAGCCAAUCACUGCUGGUUUUGAGAAAAUCACAAAAUCCCACCAAUCAGGAAGGAAACUUUUGCCAAUCACCUUGAGAACCGAUCCCCCCCCCUUUGACGACG